Molecule: messenger RNA, 1488 nt
Organism: Anoplophora glabripennis (Asian longhorned beetle)
Lineage: Eukaryota; Metazoa; Arthropoda; Insecta; Coleoptera; Cerambycidae
Gene: ich
Product: zinc finger protein 396
Exons: 1
Coding region: 1-1488 (495 amino acids)
Biological process (GO): embryonic pattern specification; embryo development; regulation of transcription by RNA polymerase II
Cellular component (GO): nucleus
Molecular function (GO): DNA-binding transcription factor activity, RNA polymerase II-specific; RNA polymerase II transcription regulatory region sequence-specific DNA binding
Source: RefSeq, a predicted model, not a curated record
AUGAAAACGAUGAAAUAUCCCAGCAUACCCCAAAGUACCAAUAUGGCAGUCAACAAUGGUUCCCACGUAGACGAGGUCGACUCACUUUUUACUUCUUCGUGUUGGCAAAAUUCGAAUUCCAACAUCCAAAACGAAUUCAUAGACACCCACAAACUGAUACUGGAUAGUUCAAUGAGCAAUUUGGGAACAGAUAAACUCCUAUUAGACUCAUCCCUAAACCAAGGUGACAGUGAAAUCGAAACGAAAGUGGCGAUGGACACUAUAGAAAAUUUACUAGGUCCACAAUCGUUGAAUAGUUUGGCAGAACUCAAACCUCUGCCUCCGUUCACUGGGUAUACCGCCAAUUUAAGCAUAAACGGUAUACAGGGUCAUCAUUAUCACACGAUAUCCCAAAGAAUUCCCGAGGAAAACAAUAACACUUACAACAAUUUCAAUGAACAGAACAUAGUGUCAAGUUCAACUUGUAAUGUUAGUGCGGACUCCGCAGGUGAGGAAAGUAGUAAAACUUUCUUUUCGGGCGAAGGUUAUUCGGACUGUGUGAAUCCAGACUCAGUGUCCUCCAUAAAAUACGAGGGUUGCAGCCACCCGUCGGUGGACUCCGCAACUCACGUCAAAACUGAAAUAGCAGAAUACGACAUAUCCUCCAUAGAAGACAUCGCGGCAAUAAUAGGCUCUGCCAUAGCAGACACCACAGUUCCUAACAAUAACACAGAAGGCGAGGAUCCCACGGGUUCCAGAGACAGUUGGAUGGACUUGGAUGCGUGGAUCGACGGCGCUUGUGUGGACCAGCAGAAAAGUAUAAUAAUCACUCAAGACGGUUUGUCGGAGUUCGUCAUACCUUGCAGUAGUGAGUUUACGAAGACGCCUCAAGCCGUUGAGUUCGCGUCCAAAGUUCAACAACAACAAAGCGGGUCGACUCUACAAACUCUCCUAACUCACGGUUAUAUGCCUCUGCUGCAGAACAGACUGCAAAACGGGCCUCCGAUAAAGCAAGAAGCGCCUAGUUCCACAAAUUACGGAGCAGAACUGAUUUCGACCUCCAGUCCUCCUGCUAAUGUAGUGUCCACAACGGAUAACUUACUGCUAACAGUAAACGGUAGGUUUUUACCGCAGUAUAGUGUUGGUCUAAGCGACGAACAUCGAAUAAGAAGUCCGGACAUGCUGGGGCAAAAUUAUCCCCAUACUACCACAACUACGCCGAAUGCCCCAAAAAAGCCCAGGAAUCGAGCUCAGAAGAAGCAACAGCAAGCUACUAGUUCGACGGUGUUCCAGUCGGAUCAAGCGCUGGGGCUACUGGGGAAAGAAAAACCUGUACAUAGGUGUAGUAUUUGUAAUAGAGGUUUUUUGAAUAAAAGUAAUAUUAAAGUUCACCUAAGAACGCACACGGGAGAGAAACCGUUCAGAUGUGACACCUGCGCAAAAGCGUUUAGACAAAAGGCACAUUUGUUAAAGCACCAACAAAUACAUAAACGAAUCGGACGUGACUGA